AUUGAGGCACAUAAGCGUUGUGAUUAUGCCGUGGACGGGCAGCAACUGAGUCUUCGGCAUGAAAAAUUGAAUGAAAUUUGAGAAUGUAUUUUGAGUUUUGUCAAUCGUCAAGGAUUUCAUUUUACUAAAUACUAAGCUAUUUUAUAACAGUGGACCAUUUUGUCACCAAAAAUGUCCGGUAAUAUUGUGGGAGAAUUUCUCUGGCGUUGCUAAGCAACCGCGUAGUCACAAUCAGAAAAGAAGCAAGAAAGGCAGUCAUGGACGCUGAAGGUCUGCAUUUAAACAUCGAUUAUGUUGGAAGUAGUGGGGUUAUUUUGAGCACUGAGCAGAAGGCUGCCUUCCAGUCGUCGCUGGUUAUCCUAAAAAACAACUACAAGUUUAAAAGAGUUUUGUUUUGGGGUAAAAUUCUUGGGGUAAAAGAUGACUAUUUCAUCGUCGAAGGAAUUGGCAAAGAUGAAUUGAGAGACAGGCAGAUUUUAUACAGUGUGGAUUGUGUAAAAUGGGGCAUCCUGCCUCAAGUAACAGAGGAGAUGAGACAAAAGUGCUCGUUUGUGAAAGGAAGAUUCACAGGGGAUCCUUCGUACGAAUAUGAACAUACAGAAAGCAAGAGAAAUGAUGACAGAGAUUCUGAUCCAGACCAGGACGAAGAGACCACAGUGCUUGUAAAAGAGGAAGAUAGAUUAGCAACAGUAAUAGCAUCAAUAAAUUAUGAUGUCUCUAUCGUGCCUCGGAGUGCAUUCCUCAGAGCUGCAAAUGGUGAUAUCUAUGGCAACAGAAGUUUUGAAGGACUUUCAAUACCAGAUGCAGGAAAACUUUGUUCUUACUUUCAUUUUCGUGAACCUAUUCUUCUGAAUCAAAAGACUCUUCUACAAAAGGCUUCUCUGGACAAAUCUAUUGAUUUUUUGGAUCCUAUUGAUGCAGAUAUCCCAAAAGGAGGGUCAUGGAGUGUCCAGUACGAGAAAGGCUGUGGUUUGGUCACCAUACGUAGUCUACACUGGCUUGGUUUCAUAUUUUACCAUGUACCAGAGACAAGAAAGUUUGGCUGUGUCUAUGUUGGCACAGGGGAGAAGAAUUUGGACUUACCAUUCAUGCUGUAAACUACUGCAGUUAUCGCAUAUUUUACUUUUUGCACACUAAUUGUUUGUCAAGUCUAUUUGGAAGGUUUCAUCAAUAAUGUAAGAAUAAUGUACAGUGAUAUAUAAAAGCAAGCUCAAAGUUCAUGUAAAUAUAUACAUUCUUGCUUUAUGUUCACAUUUUUGUUUGACAGAGUAAAAGCAACCUGUCUAUGCACACAGUCAACAUUCAUGAAAGUCAACAAACACACAAGUUGCAACCAAUUUUAGGCUUUCUCUGCAAAACAGAUUUAUUUUCUUAGUGUAAUUGUUAGUAAUAAUUUUUGCAAACUGGUAUUUAUUCCAUGUUCACAGUGACUAAUUGUGGAGAGGCUAAAUACC
This is a messenger RNA of Dendronephthya gigantea, 1454 nucleotides long. RefSeq names its product radial spoke head protein 9 homolog. Gene Ontology annotation, cellular component: radial spoke; axoneme. The transcript is spliced from 6 exons. Lineage: Eukaryota; Metazoa; Cnidaria; Anthozoa; Malacalcyonacea; Nephtheidae. The coding region runs from base 258 to 1097 and encodes 279 amino acids. Gene Ontology annotation, biological process: axoneme assembly; cilium movement involved in cell motility; motile cilium assembly. The record is from RefSeq and is a predicted model, not a curated record.